AUGUUCGAGGGUGGUGGGAACUGCCGUUCUCUCCCCGGCGGGGAAGCCGUUCGGUCAGAAGGCGCUGCUGCUACGAUCUCCGCCCGCCGCGACCUAAAAGGAUGUCUUGACAUGCUAAGUAUAGAAGGGCAGUUCACCUUCGCCACAGACCAACCCCAGAUGCAUUGUGCUACAUUCUUCAUAGGAGAACCAGAGGAGUUCAUCAGCAUAGAUUUUGAUUUUGUCAACAUUGACUGUCAAGCUGGAGACUUCUUGAAGGUUUUUGAUGGCUGGAUUCUAAAGGGUGAGAAGUUUCCUAGCUCUUUGGAUCAUCCUCUCCCCACUUCUGAAAGGUAUAGAGAUUUAUGUGAAGCUGGAGCUAGCCUGACCACCAUCAGGUCAUCUCAGAAUGUUGCCAUGAUCUUCUUCAGGAUUCAGGAUGCAGGGAGUGGAUUCACAUUAACAAUAAAGAAGCAGCCUAAUCUUUUCCCUUGCAAUAUCAUCUCCCAGACUCCUAGUGGAAGGUUUACAAUGAUUGUUCCUCAUCAGCAUCGGAACUGCAGUUUUUCCAUUAUCUACCCAACAUUGAUAAAAAUAUCUGAUCUUAACCUGGGGCAUCUGAAGGGCUUUCGCUUGAAGAAACCAACUGCAGGUUGCAGAGGCACUGGAGAUUUUAUGGAGUUGCUGGGAGGAAAUGGGUUAGACCCUUCUAAGAUGCUUCCAUUGGCUGAUCUUUGCCAUUCUUUUAGUGGCCCUGCUCAAAUGAAGAUUGACUGUGACAACACUGUACUGCGGUUAGUCUCAAGUGGAAAGCAUAUCAAUCAAGUAACCUUUGAAUACUACCAGUUGGAUCAAUAUGAACAGGAAAAGAACAGCCUCAAUGAAUUUUGUCUUUCAAGCAUUUGAAAGAUCGGACAAGUCUCUCGUCCUGGAAUGUAUUAAUUUUGAGCAGCUAAAUUGGUGAAACACUUCUGCCGUUUAAGCACUUUUCAUAUAAAAUCAUUAUUUCCAUGAACAUGAUUAGAACAGUAUUACUCAUAGCAUUUUCAAUACAUUGUCUUUUUCCUGUCUUUAAGAGUAUUUAAUAUAUCCAAAACAUGCAAAUCUGUACAGAUUCCAAAAGCUGUCUUUAGGCAUACUUGCAUCCAUUGAUUCCAAAUGUGAUAUGUUGUUGCUGCAUCAGGGUGCCUUUUUUGAAGGGCCACAAAUGUUCAAAUACAUGCACAAUUUUUUGAAAUCAGAGUGUAUGUACUUAUUUUAGAACAUUGCUAAAUUCAAUUUGCAGUUUACCCUCUUUAGGUGUCAAAUAUAAAAAGACUCACAUAGAGAGAAAUGACAUUUCAAUUUUAUAAGAGAAUACCACAGUGCACAAAUUUAAUUGCCAGUUAGUUUAUUUAAACAAAUGUAUAUUCAGUU
Protobothrops mucrosquamatus (brown spotted pit viper) is the source of this 1395-nucleotide messenger RNA. RefSeq names its product corticotropin releasing hormone binding protein (gene CRHBP). The record is from RefSeq and is a predicted model, not a curated record. Gene Ontology annotation, biological process: negative regulation of corticotropin secretion; hormone-mediated signaling pathway; negative regulation of corticotropin-releasing hormone receptor activity. Gene Ontology annotation, molecular function: corticotropin-releasing hormone binding. NCBI's taxonomy places the organism in Eukaryota, Metazoa, Chordata, Lepidosauria, Squamata, Viperidae. The coding region runs from base 1 to 885 and encodes 294 amino acids. The transcript has 6 exons.